This is a messenger RNA of Microplitis mediator, 2758 nucleotides long. RefSeq lists its product as uncharacterized. Bases 279 to 716 code for a protein of 145 amino acids. The record is from RefSeq and is a predicted model, not a curated record. Lineage: Eukaryota; Metazoa; Arthropoda; Insecta; Hymenoptera; Braconidae. The transcript is spliced from 3 exons.
AGGUGCCUCUACCCUCCAUAUCCUAAACGAUGCUUGGGAAGGGGAACUUUUCGUCGGCAUUCCGGCAGCAGUGUAAAUCAAAAAUCAUUACUAAUCAUUUAAUGUCGUAUUUAUUAUUGUAAGUGGGAAUGAUAUUUGUCUCAUACGCAUUUAUAAAAUUUCUAUUUCCGUUUUAGUCCGUACAAGUUAUUUCAUCCAAACAAUUGUUAGAUUAUAAAAAUUCCACGUUCAACCAGUAAUUAGAACAAUUAUCGAAAGUUUUAAGGAUAACAAAAAACAUGACUUCAAAAAUAUGGGAAGACGAAAAGGAUUGCAGUUGUCCACGAGCCUGUUUGGCCAAGUAUACGAAUUCCAGUAAUAUUCAACUGCGCUGUGUAACUGCAAGCUAUUACUUUCCAAGACUUGAUCAUGUUAGUAAAUUACAAGCCGAUUUGAAAAACGGGAUCGAACUAAUGUCUAAUGGUAAAACACUCAAAGAAGAAGAAGGAUUAGACUUUUUCGAGUACCGUGUGUCUGCUGUCAUAUCAGCAAGGGACCUGAUUUUAGACCUUGAAAAAUGUCCAAAGGCAAGAGAAAUCAUCAAGGGUACGAUCUACGAAACAUUCUACUUCAAAAUGAAAGAAAAAUAUUCAGAAGCUAUCGAUAAACUUAUGAAAAUUAGCGAUGAAGAUAUCCUGUGGCUGGAAUACGAUCCUCAUUACGAGAUUGAUUUGUAAUUACCUAUUAAUCAAUUAUUACUCCGUACUAAAAAAAAUGUCAUACUUUGUAUCUAAAAGCAUUAUUAAAUAACCCGAUGAAAAAAGAUUUUGUCUAAUCAUAUAUGAUUAUAUAUGUUCAUAUAUAUGAUCACUUAUGAUUAUAUAUAAUCAUAUAUAAAGUUAUAUAUAAUCAUCCAUGAUUAUAUAUGGGGUCAUAUAUAAUUAGAACUGAUCAUACCUGGCUGUUAUAAGCCCAUAUAUAAGUCUAUAUAUGAUCAGAUCUGAUUACAUAUAAGUCUAUGUAUAAUUAGAUCUGAUCAGAUCUGAUUAUAUAUGAGUCUAUGUAUAAUUAGAUAUGAUCAUACCUGGCUGUUAUGACCCCAUAUAUAAUCAUAUACAAGUCUAUAUAUGAUCAGACCUGAGUAUAUAUAAGCCUAUACAUUAUUUGAUCUGAUCACACCUGGCUGUUAUAACCCCAUAUAUAACCAUAUAUAAGCCUGUACAUGAUUAGAUCUGAUCAGACAUGACUGAUACAAACCCAUAUAUAAUUAGAUAUAGGCCUAUACAUAAUGAGAUCUGAUCAGACAUGACUGAUAUAAACUUAUAUGUAGUUAUAUAUGUCUAUGUAUGAUUAAAUCUUAUCAAACUUUAUGGAUAUGAAACCUAUAAAUAUUUAAUUAUGUAUGUAGUUCUAAUAAAUAUAUAUAUAUUAAAUAAUAUGACAAUUUUUUAAUAUCAAAGUUAUUAAAUUUUUAUUUUGUCAACUAUCAUUCAAACUUAAAUCCCCAAUACUUAAAAAAUGUUCAAAGGUUUCGGCAGCAACUUAAAAGUAUAAAGUAUCAAUUUGAUUAUUUGAGUUAAGUAAUGCCAUAAACUUUUCUCAAUUAUAAGUGUAGAACAGGCUAGAGGAUCAGACUACAAUCCAUCGAUAACCAAAGUUAAGCAGCAUCGGCGUGGGACAUUAAUUGGACGGGUGACCUCGUAGUAAAAUAGUAGUCAACGGAUAAGAAUUUUUUUUUUUUAUUAUUUAAUUUUAACCGACAUUUCGAUUGAUAAAGACAAUAAAUCCUAAUUAAUUUACUUAAUUAAUAAUUUACAGAUAUCCUAAAUGAGAUUCUAAAAAUGACUAUAUACGUUCAUGCAUGAUUAUAUAUAAUCAUAUAUGAUCAUGUAUAAACAUAUCUGACUAUAUAUAAUUAGACCUGGCCAAUUUUUAGAUCUGAUCAUACAUAUAUAGACAAUUAUGCAUGAUCAUAUAUGAUUAGACAAAAUCUUUUUUUAUCGGGAAAAUAAAAUAAUUAAAGCUAAACUAUCUAAUUUCUCUAAUUUAUAUCCCAAUUUUAGAGUCCUACACAGAAAAAAAGGUUGACUUGGCCCAAGAUAAUUUUUGCCAUUUUUUUAUUCUUGGGCUGAGUAAUUGGGUUUUUUUAAUCCGAGAACAUUUUCUUCGACUAAUAUUAUAAAAAUAUUGUGUCAAGAAUAAAUAAAUUUUAAUUCAAGUUAAAUAAUCUUGAUUCAAGAAUAAUUAUUUUAAAUCAAAUUUAUUUUGUUUCCAACUAAGAAAAAAAAACUAUCGAAACAAGAUACUUUUCUGUCUUGGUUGGUGAGUAUAGUAAAUUGUCACAAUAUAUAUCAACAUCUCAAACCAAGAACUUUUUUUUGCGUAUAUUUAAUAAAUAAAUGUUACUUGUAAAUGAAAACCAUAUCACAAGAACUGAACUAUUAUUGUUAAUAUAUAUACAUAUUAAAUAAAGAGUGACUCGUAUAAUAAAUAAAUUAAUAGAAAUAUAGAAAUGUAAAAUUAAUAUAAUUACAAUGAUGUUUCCCGAUAAAUGAUAAUGUCAAUCGUAUCAAUUAAUUAAAUAUAGAAUAAUUAUAAAGGAAUACAUCUCUGAUAGUCUAGAAUAUUUAACUGAAAGAUUGUAUCCAAGUACAGGAAAAUAGAAUAUAAAUAAUACAAGUAAUAAGUAAAGUCGUAGAAUGGAUAAAGUAAAGAACGUAAAUAUGUAAGUUUAUGUUUUGAAUUUGUAUUAAUAAAAAGCAUAAGUAAAUUUGGUAAA